ACCAUAUAAUAACAACACCAGAAUUACAAUUACAACUAAACAUCAUAUUUUAUACAAUCGAACAAUUCCAAAUAAAAAAUGGUUAGAUGAAAUUUGGAAAAUUAUUUUGGAAUCAAAUACAAGUUUAGAAUUAUUUUCUCGAUAUCCACUUUUAGAGGUUGUACGCCCGACAAGAGAAUUAGUACUUUUAGAUUUAAAACGUCCAUUACUUGAAUUACCACAAAACAAUAUGUCACAUUUUGAGAAAUUGGUUACCAUUCUUCAAAAUUUGGGAAUUAAAUUUACUGAUCGUUCCUGGGAUGCAAAGUUAGGCGAUUACAUUCUUAAAUGGACUCCAGAAACGGUUUUGAAAUCAUUUGGUGAUUUAAUAAAAAAAAAUCUUAGACCGUUUACAAAAUUGCCAAAGGAUGAAAUUAAAGCUAUAAGACAUUUUAUCAUUGAAAAUUGGAACGAUUUUUCCACAAGUAAUGGUACUAAAGUUAAAUCCGAAUUUCGUGAAGUUUUAUGCAAAUUACCAGUUUGGCCCACAGCUGCAAAUGGUGAAAAAUUCAAAAGUCCAAAUGACGGAUUACUCCCUCCGAAAAAAAUUGAAAUACUAUCACCCAAAUCAAAAUGUUAUUCGGAUAAACUUUUCCUUAAUGUGAAAAAUGAUGAUUAUCAAAAAAUUUUGGAAGCAUUAAAUGUACAUUACGUAGACCUUGUUAAUUAUUUAAAAAAUCAUUACACAUUUCCAAGAGAAUAUGAUGACAAUUAUUUUAAUUUUAUUAAAAGUGUUUUAACUUCAAGAAAUUUUCAUGAAAUCCAAAGUUGGAUCGAAAGCAAACCUGUAAUUCCAAAUAGAUCAAACAAGAGACUUAAAACUGCAAGGGAUCUUUAUGAUCAUAAAACUUAUUUAUUUCGAAUAGCUUUUGAAGGAACUGAUCGUUUCCUUCAUGAUGAAUUUCAAAACAAUACAACUUAUUUAAACAUUAUGAAAAAAAUGGGAUUUAAAUAUCAAGUAACUAGGCAAACGUUUCUUGAAUGUGCAAGAGCUAUUCAAAAUCAAUCUCAAGAUGAACCAAGAUAUAAUUCAGAUGAGUUGAUUUAUCGUGCCACAACUGUAGUUCAUUAUUUAUAUGAUAAUAUAGAUGAUUUGAAUUAUUCUGAUGCUGAAUACGAGGAAUUGGCACGUAUAUACUUUAUUCCAGCAGAAUCAUCUAUCCAAACUCCUUAUUCUGAAAGAGCUGUGACACCUAAAAAAUUUGAAUGCCUUAAUUCAUUAUGCUUACCUAAAUAUAAAAAUAUAGCUUUUACGCAAGUUGCAUUGUUUCACAGUGCUGUAAUUCCUAAACCUACAUCACCAAUAUUAACCAAAUACAAAAAAUUUGGAAUGCCAAGUGCUAUUCAAAUUCUAGAACAUUUACGUGAAGUAGCCUUCAAAUUACAAAAAUCUGAUCAAUGGAAAUAUGAAGAAUACCUUUUCAAAAGAAUGGUUGAUGAAAUUUAUAACGCACUUAAUGAAGAAUGUGAAAAUGAAGAUAAAGAUUCUGAACUUGCUAAAUCUUUUAUAAAGGAUGAAAAAAUUUUCUUAAAUAUAUAUCCAAAUGAAAAUGCCUUUGAAGAAUCGAAUUGGAAGGCGGCAAAUGAAUUAAUUGUUGGUGUCAGCUUAUCUGAAGAAGGAUUUGUAAAACCUAGCUUGGCGAAAUAUAAAAAAUUGUUGGAAAUCGCAGGUUCUGGUACUCUAAGAUCUGGUGAAGAUUUGGAUGAUGAUUCAGAUCAAGAUGAUCAAACUGAAAAAGUGAAUCCACAAGGUGAAAUACUUUUGAAUUCACUUCAACAAUCAUUAAAAAAUGGAUUAUCUGAACCUCUCAACGAUGUGAUAUUUACUGUAAAAGAUCAAAAAAUUGCUGCAAAUAGACUUGUACUCGCAUGCGCAGCUGAUCAUUUUAAGCAUUCGUUCUCGAGCAAGUAUAGAGAUGAAGAUUGGUCUCAAGAACAAGAAAAUGAAAGGCAGUACAAGAUUUUGCUGGAUCUUUUAGAAGCAUCUGAUUAUUAUAAUCUAAUGAAUUUGAAAAAUGAAACGGAAAAGAAACUUUUUGAAUACGUGAAGCUUUGUAAUGUUGAUGAAAGCGAAACGUCUAAUAUUAAAUAUUUACCCCGGCUCAAUCACAGACUGACAUGCCCGGAUUGGAGACGCCG
Molecule: messenger RNA, 2178 nt
Organism: Racocetra persica
Lineage: Eukaryota; Fungi; Glomeromycota; Glomeromycetes; Diversisporales; Gigasporaceae
Source: the annotation of a GenBank genome assembly